Molecule: messenger RNA, 1893 nt
Organism: Homarus americanus (American lobster)
Lineage: Eukaryota; Metazoa; Arthropoda; Malacostraca; Decapoda; Nephropidae
Product: procathepsin L-like
Exons: 7
Coding region: 150-1172 (340 amino acids)
Biological process (GO): immune response
Cellular component (GO): lysosome
Molecular function (GO): cysteine-type endopeptidase activity
Source: RefSeq, a predicted model, not a curated record
GGAGUCUUUGUAAGAGUGAAAUUAAUAAAAUAUGUAAUAACUUGAUACAACUAUCGUGUACAGGACGUGUGUAUUUAUCCUAGACCGGGCCCAGAGAUAGAGCCAGCCUUCUCACCGGCACACGUCUUGUCCAAGAGUAAAUUUAAAAGAUGAAGUUCCUAACAGCAGCAGUGUUAGUAGCCGUGCUGGCAUCAGCAUCGGCCGUGUCUUUCUUCUCUGUUGUACUGGAAGAGUGGGAGGCAUUCAAGCUUGAGCAUGGCAAGAAAUAUGAUACAGAUGUGGAGGAAUCUUUCCGUAUGAAAAUCUUCACAGAGAACAAGCACCUUAUUGCUGCCCAUAACAAAUUGUAUGCAACAGGACAAAAACCUUACAGGCUCAGAAUGAACAAGUAUGGUGAUAUGCUUCAUCAAGAAUUUGUCUCAACAAUGAAUGGUUUCCGGUGGAAUCAUACUGGAAGUUACAAGUCUAGCCGUCUGUACACUGGUGCCUCCUUCAUUGAACCUGAUGAUGAUGUAGUAUUGCCCAAGGCUGUUGACUGGAGGGAUAAGGGAGCAGUUACCCCUGUUAAAGACCAGGGACAGUGUGGAUCAUGUUGGUCAUUCUCAGCUACUGGUGCACUUGAAGGGCAGCACUUCCGCCAGACUGGAAAGUUGGUGAGUCUCUCUGAGCAGAACUUGAUUGACUGUUCUGUGAAGUAUGGAAACAAUGGUUGCAAUGGAGGACUCAUGGACUAUGCCUUCCAGUACAUCAAAGAUAAUGGUGGAAUUGACACUGAAGGUUCCUAUCCUUAUGAGGGAGAGGAUGACAACUGCCGCUAUAACCCACGUGAAUCUGGUGCUGAAGACAAAGGUUUUGUUGACAUUCGAGAGGGAAAUGAACAUGCCUUGAAGAAAGCUGUUGCCACUGCUGGACCAGUUGCAAUUGCCAUCGAUGCUUCUCACCAUUCAUUCCAGUUUUAUCACCAUGGUGUUUAUGAUGAACCAGAGUGCAGCUCAGAACAACUAGACCAUGGUGUGUUGGCUGUAGGUUAUGGAACAUUAAAUGGGACAGACUACUGGCUGGUGAAGAACUCAUGGAGUACAACAUGGGGUGAUGAAGGAUACAUCAAGAUGCGUCGUAACCAUCACAACCAGUGUGGUGUUGCUUCUGCAGCCUCUUUCCCACUUGUGUAAAUAACUACAUUGCUCUUUAAUAUUCCUACAUAUAAUGGGGUAAGCAAGGCCCAAAAUCCCCUUCAAAUUUAAAAUUUGUUAUACAGCAAUAGUUUUUUAUACAUGGUUGAACAAAUACUAGUUUAGAUGAAAGACAGACUUUUUAAUUUUUUUUAGCUGGUACUGUACAUGUUAUCCAUGUAGAUCUAUUUUUCAUAGUGUUCAUAGUAUAACGGCAAUUAAACUAAAAAUCUGUAGAAUUUCAGAUUAAAUUAUGACAAUGCCAGAGUUCAUGCUAAUGUAGAAAUGUAUCCUAUAUUAUUUCAAAUGAUUUCUGAAACAAUAUUUACUGUCAAUGAAAUGGUGGAUUUAAAGUUACAAUUUUAUUUAGGUGUGACAUCUCAUAGGUGAUCAUUUGGUGGUAGUCAACCUUGCAUUCAAGAGAAACAAUUCAUAUCCGGGAAUUGCAUUUAUUUAUUUUCUUCAUUAAUUGCCCUGAAUAUUAUACUACCCUGUAUAUAUAUUAAGGUUGCUUGGAGUUAUCUUCUGUUGGCAAAUUGGUUGAGCAUAAGAUAUCUUAAACUUGUGUAGUUCUGAAUAUGAGUAACUUUCAUCCCCAAAUUCUACAAAAAUUACUGGAGGUUAGGUUACUUUAGAUGAAAGUUUGUACAAGUUCAGAGGACAAUUUUUUUUUUAAGCCAUGGAAUAAUGUGAUCUUUUCUUAAUAAACUUUUAUACACUU